Messenger RNA from Rodentolepis nana, 3240 nucleotides. The record is from the annotation of a GenBank genome assembly. NCBI's taxonomy places the organism in Eukaryota, Metazoa, Platyhelminthes, Cestoda, Cyclophyllidea, Hymenolepididae.
AUGAUGAAUAGUCACUUGUAUAAUCUCAUUCUCUUCAUUCUCACUCUUUUCCUUCAUUCAAUAUUUGCUCAUUUCCCUCCAAAUUGCAGCAUUGUUAUACAAGAGAAUCUCGCUCGUGGCCACCUUAUCACUCUACCCUAUAUCUCCUCUCUCCUUGGCAACAUUGACCAGUUUACUCUUCAGGUGGCCAAUACAAACCCAUAUUUUGGAAUCAUUGCUGACUCUCCAGGGGUGCAUUUAACCUCAAGUCAGCAACAUCAAAACCACCUUCGAAUUUGGUUUCCAAAAGAACCGUCUACUCUUUCAUCGCCAUGGUACCUAGUGACCCUUCAACAAAUUGACAGAGAGCGGUUAUGCCAGACGGAACCUGGAUGUGAUUGUCACACUGGAAACAGUCAUCCAAAUCGACUGGGUUCCGGUCCUGACUGUUCUAUUCCUCUUCGAAUUGUAGCCAUUCCAUCUAAGAAAAUUGGUCUUCCUUCUGUAAUUGAUUUACCCAUCUGUAUAGCCGAUGAAAAUGACAACCCACCUACUUUCCGGUCACCAUCUUCUGCUCCACAUUUUGGGUCCACUCCGACAAUAAAUGUGCAUUUCAAAGAAGACGCUCAAGUUGGAGAAUUGGCAAAACUCCCACCUGGUAAUGAUGCUGACGCUUAUCCUGAGCACACAAUUAAUUCGUACACUCUCUCCUGUCCUGAAACAGACGUACCAUUCAGUCUGGUCUAUGACAUAAACACUCCAGAGAGACUUGAUCUUCGUGUUGAUAAACAACUCAAAUUCGAUGGUCAGUGGCCUCUCCAUUGUACUGUGAAUGCCUUUGAUGGACAACAUUCUGGAAGUCUUCAAAUGAAGAUUCAUUUGGAUGAUGUGAACAAUCAUCAACCCGUUUGGAAGCAGCCAAAUAUUCUCAAUUCUGCUAUAAUUCUUGUCAAUGAGACUGUAGAUACAUGGAUUAUUGAAAUUCCAGAAUCGGUGCCACCUUUCACGGUUCUGCUACAAUUGAAAGCGAUUGACGAAGACCCCGUUUAUGGGAAACUCACCUAUUCCAUUGAUGGAGAAAAGAAAACCGGACUUUUGUUCGAUGUGGACUCAAGAACUGGAGAAGUGUGUCUUGUAGCAAAGCAGGAUUAUGAAAUGUCAGUUAAGAAAGAAACUACUAUUCCAAUACUAGUCACGGACAAUGGAGGUUUGUCAACACCAGGAAAACUAAUUUUCCAUCUUAAAGAUGUAAAUGAUAACCGUCCGCUAAUUCGCUUUUCUGGCGGCGAAAAGCAAGCUGAAGUUGUUGAAAACAGUCAGUCUGACGUCUACAUUGAUUAUGUGACUGUUACUGAUACUGACUCAGGUUCUUACGGGAAAAUAGAAUGCAUUUUAAAACCAGGCAUGAUUUCUGAUCAUUUUCAAUUAACCCGAAUCGGAGAUAAUCUCUGGGCAUUUCUGGCUGUGAAACCAAUCGACCGGGAAGCACUAGUUACAACAACUUCUGCAACAGCCGUUGCGUCUGCCAAUAAUAAUCGAUAUUAUUCCCGUGGAACUAGAGUGGGAAUAACCGUGAUCUGUAACGACAACCCAGGAGCAAUCAAAGAGCACCAACUUUCUGCAGAAGCUACUGUUCAAGUAACCAUCGUGGACGAGAACGAUAAUCCACCACACUUUGUAAGUCUAGGAGGUACAAACGGAGAUUCGGAAUCGGUUAUUGAUGUAUCUAUUUCAGAGGGUCUUCCUCCUGGAACUCCGGUUGUUCGGAUCACAGCUGAAGAUCCAGAUAUUGGUGAUACCCUUACUUAUGCUCUUCAUUCUCAUGGUAACAAGAAAUUGGCCAUUGAUCCGAUUUCUGGUCUGAUCACAACUCAGAGCGUAUUCGAUAGGGAAGAGGAAGCAGUUCUAACGGGAUUUAAGGUGUUUGUCUUCGACGGAGGCCCUGUUAAUCAUUCCAUAUCUGCUGAUCUUCGAGUAAUUAUCUUGGAUCAAAAUGACAAUAGUCCUGUCUUUCACUCUCAAACUGUUCUAAUAGUUCCAGAAGACAAACCAGUUGAUAGUCUUCUUCAUACCAUCAACGCCACAGACGCAGAUGUUGGCGAAAACGGUACAGUAACCCUAUUUUUUGCUCAAAACCAAAAUUCUCCAAAUCCAUUUACUCUCUUCCCCGAUGGGAGACUAUUUCUAACAAGGCCAUUGGAUAGGGAACGCCGAGAACAUUAUGAACUUUCCAUUAUCGCUGCAGACAAGGGAUCACCAGCACUUAGUUCGACCUUGGCAUUUGUGGUGCAAGUUGAGGAUGUGAAUGAUUCCCCACCCCGUUUUGAACUAGCUGUUGGAAGUUCACUUAAAACGGUGCCCUGUACACAGUCUUACGUUGCUCUAGACAUGACAGCUACCGAUGCAGACAGUCUACCGGAAAACACGGUAAUUAAUUAUAAGAUUUUAAAUGUGAAAGGACCGUUUGGUGACUCUAGUAACCAAAGGACUGACUCGGAUAAAGGCGUUUCACUCUUUUACAUUCAACCUGAUACUGGAGCACUGUUUCUUCACUCCCAGAAUGGCGAGAUUCAGGCAAAUUUCGAUCCUUGUGAUCACACGGGUGUCUAUAGGCUAAAAAUCACGGCCUUCGAUCCAAAUAGACCUGAGUUAAAUAGUAACGCCACUGUUACACUGCAUAUCAUCCGACCUCACGUAGUUGACGAUAUUCCAAAACUGGAAACAGUCAUUCCUGAAUCGAGCAACAAUUCCAUGGGUCCCCCAAACUUCUCCUCUGAGAAUCCUCCUACCGCUAAUAGAUAUGCUGAGUUGGGAGGUUCAGAUCGAUCAGGAAGUGAGAAUCAACAUUCACUUGGAGCCGAGGACGAUUCAUUACCCAGUCGGCCAAACCGGAUGACAUUUCUCGGAAUCCUUUUAAUCGUGACCGUAUUUAUCGGGCUCAGUCUUCUUCUGAUUCUCCUCAUCUACUUCAUCAAGAAACGCUUCUCAGCGGAGGACAGUGUCAAUGGUGGAGAAGUGCAUACCAUCUCGACAAAUCAAUAUCUUCCCGGGAUGACCUUGAAAAAGGAGGACUUUUUGACGGAUACAUAUUCACAACCUGGUAUGAUGUACGGAACUGCGAGGAAUAAUCGAAAUGCGGAACCAAUCGAAAAGGUGCAGAGAGCCGACAUUGAAAAUAGUUGUGCUCUAAAGAAAAUCCUUCUUGCAAAAUCAAAUGCCAAUCAGUUCUAUUUCCUAGUUUUGGAUUUUCUUGAGGAAUAG